Messenger RNA from Annulohypoxylon maeteangense, 2308 nucleotides. RefSeq lists its product as uncharacterized. The record is from RefSeq and is a predicted model, not a curated record. The transcript has 3 exons. NCBI's taxonomy places the organism in Eukaryota, Fungi, Ascomycota, Sordariomycetes, Xylariales, Hypoxylaceae. The coding region runs from base 131 to 2194 and encodes 687 amino acids.
AUCAUAUCAAGCACGCAUUCAUAACCCCUUUCUUAACUACCAACCAGUAUUACGAGGCAAGCUUCAUACCUACCCAGUGGAUUCGAUUCGUCAAGGUCUAAAUAUAAAUCUUAGCAUACUAUCUGCCACCAUGUCUCUUAGAAUCAAGGCGGAUUCUCUCCGCAAGAAAUUCAAGAGCGUAAGGCAAAGGCUCUCUCCUAGUCUCGCCGAUGCCCGACCUAAUGAGACACAACCGAAGGAAACUCAAGCCUUGGAAAUCCGACCCCCGACCCGGCGCAGCUCAUCCCCUACACCUUUGAAUAAUCUUCAUAUCUCUAGGGUGGUGACACAUGAUUAUCUACCCUUUGUUCGCUCAGGUACAGGUACCCCUAACAGCGAUUAUACCAAAUUGCGCGUCCUUGGACCCGCCAGUGGUCACUCGAGCCCUCAUUUCCCCAGCUUCAGAUCUACAGAUGCAGAGCCGUCAUUGUCUAGGCCUCAUACCUCCCAUAACUUGGAUCGGGUGAUUGCCCAGGAUCCGUACGCGAAGCCUAAGGACAAGGGGAGCAUAGAAAGCUCAGCUACUACAAGCACUAACCCUAGAGUCGAGAGUUCCGACAACAGCACCAAGAAGAAGUCUUUUAACAUAAGCCUUUCUCAGAGAGCUGAAGUGGGAGGAUCCAGUUUAACGCCCGAUGAUAUGGACAACGACCUGAGUAAUGAGUCGAACAAAGAGGCCGUUGAAAACUCCAAGAAAAAGAAGGCCGACAGAAUUAAGAGGUUCUACGCUAGAAUGGCAGAGAGAGGAUAUCCAGAUCUGAACGUUUUACCUAGUUUCAGCAUCAAGUACAGAUCAAAGGACAGCGACAGCGACAGCGACAGUAGUAGUUACAAGGAUCCUGUCAAUAGGGCCAAGUUCAAAGCGUGGCCAGAUUAUCACCUCGAACGUCAACGUCGGGUCAUCGAAAAGUACAACAGGGGAGAUAAACUCUGGACCAAAGAGGCGCUCAUCCGUAUCGAGGACCAGAUCAAGGGAGAUGAUAUCAACGUUAGAAUAAAUGGCUAUGUUGGUGAAGGACAAUCAGUUCAGAAGGAGACAAACUCAGACCAGUCAAAACUCAGAGUGCAGUUCCACGGUUACCAGGAACUAGCAUUCCCACCCGCCACCAAACCUGACUCUACUCCUUACAACACCAUGUCCAUCAAGACCAUUCCGUAUGACUACGAGGACAGCCUACCUUCUGGCGUCGAUUGGGUAUGGAAUAACUGCUACAAAGGGAUAUGGAGAGGGUGCCCGAUAAUGCACCUGCUGUACUCGACCUUUAUGCGGAUACCCCUGCCACCCAUCAACAAGGUCGUAUGCUUUGACCUUGGCCCCCUCGCCGUCAGAUGGGACGAUCCGAGCCGCAAGGCGUCGAGGGGCAUCUACCGCCACCUCGCAGCCAUGACACUCAUCGAAGCAAUGAACAAGCGUUUCAACGGUGGUAUUCACCUAUAUGCGCAGGACCCCAAUUAUAGCCCGGAUUGCAUCCGAAUACUGUCCCAGAAGGGAUUCGAGAUCGUCGGCACACACGGCGCCGCCGGUCUCGCCAAGAUCGACGAGCAAACCCUCCUUUUCGCGCCCAAUCCGAGCUUUUGUCUGAAGGAGAUUGUGGCCGAUAUCGCGCGUCCCGCAGUCAUGGUCUGGAACCCGGUCCUGACGCCCGAGGAGUCAGAUUACAAGACCAAGUCCAAGGUCCCGGAUAGCCUGAACGACAACACGUUGAUCUCCUUCCAUCACCGCCUCCCAACAGACCCAGACACCCCCCGCGUCCGCGCGCUGAUGCAAGACUACGAAAAGCACUUCUUCCCGGAGAACAACCUCUUCGGCAAAACCGCAAUAUACACGCGUCUGCCCCUCCCCACCAUCCCUCCCUCCCCAACCCGCUCCCCCGCCCCCGAACUCUUCGACGCCGUCGCCGCACUCGAACGUCUCAAUGCCGACCUCAACGCACAAAACAUUCAGUGCAACUGGCAGCCCAUGAGCGGGUUUAUGCUCCCCGAACAUAACGGUUCGGGUCGGUACCAUCGCCGCGGAAAGAAGUCGAGGAAGGGACGGAAGAGCGAGCGUGGGAGUGAGAAGAAAGAGGAGGAGGAGCCUGUGGGAGAGGAGGAGAAGGAGGAGGAGAAGGAGAAGGGGGAGACUUCGUUUAAGGGUAUGGGGUAUAGGUUCUAGUCUAGUCUCUAGCUGGGUGCUUACCUGGAGUAGAGUAGACUAGACUGGGUUAUUGUACUCCCAGCCCAGGGGGGGGUGGGGAAGUUCUUGUUAUGCGUGCGAGUUCGUAGUGCG